AUGAUUACCAUGGUGGUGACCGUGGUGGUCGUCACCGUGAUGAUAACCGUGGUGGCUGCCGUGGUGGUAGCCCCAGUAACCCCAUCCACUCCGGCGACCCCACCCCCGGCUACCCCAUCUGGCGACUUCAGGGUUUGGCCUACCGGCGGCGGCGACGGGAUUCGCAGCCAUGAUAAUGAAUGCGGCAACCAAAAGCCAUGCGAAGGCAAUCAACAGACCUUGUGUCUUCACCAUGAUGGUUAA
Messenger RNA from Linum trigynum, 243 nucleotides. NCBI's taxonomy places the organism in Eukaryota, Viridiplantae, Streptophyta, Magnoliopsida, Malpighiales, Linaceae. The record is from the annotation of a GenBank genome assembly.